This is a messenger RNA of Ceratina calcarata, 1564 nucleotides long. Its product is annotated as major royal jelly protein 1-like. The transcript has 6 exons. Gene Ontology annotation, cellular component: extracellular region. Lineage: Eukaryota; Metazoa; Arthropoda; Insecta; Hymenoptera; Apidae. Bases 136 to 1404 code for a protein of 422 amino acids. The record is from RefSeq and is a predicted model, not a curated record.
UUCUGUAUUCACCUGUUGACUCGCGUUAGCUUUCAUUUCAUACCAUUAAUUAAUGAUACUUAUUACAACCGACAUUUUUAACACUUAUAUUAAAAAAUCGUGAAGGAAAUAUAUUUUUCUUAGAAUUUUAAAAUCAUGUUGCCCCGUUGGUUGAUAUUAAUAUGCUUCUGCAUAUUUUUACAAUGGAAUGUAGAUUCUUCGAGUGCUAAAAAAUUGGACGUAGUUCACGAAUGGAAGUAUUUUGAUUACGAUUUCGGUAGCGAAAAAAAGAGAGAUGAAGCCAUUAAAUCUGGCGAAUAUAAUUAUAAAAGUAUGGCUCCUAUAGACGUGGAUAAAUGGAAGGAUUUGACUUUCGUUACUGUGAUAAGAGCCAAGGGUGUGCCAGCCUCGCUGAACAUUGUUACCGAUAAACUUGGGCCUGGCGGGCCGCUUCUGAAACCGUAUCCUGACUGGAGCUGGGCCAAGCUUGGAAACUGUGACUCGAUCACAAGCGUUUAUAGAGUUGCGAUCGAUAAAUGCGACAGACUGUGGGUCUUGGACAACGGUAAAGUCGACGAUAAUCCGAUUUGCGACCCGCAGUUACUCGCCUUCGAUUUGAACACCUCGAAAUUGUUGAAGAGGAUCAAGAUACCGGAGAAAAUCGCGGUCAACGCGACUACUGGAAAGGGAUUAUUGGUCACACCUGUGGUUGACACCAGGGGUGAAUACUGUCAAAAUACAAUCGUUUACGUGGCGGAUGUUGAUGGUUACGCUCUGAUAUAUUACGACGAUAGAAGACAUUUUUUCAAACGUUUGACGUCGAGUGCGUUCAACUAUGAUCCUAAAUACACGAAAUUCACGAUUGAGGGAGAAAGCUUUACAUUGCAGGAUGGUAUCGUGGGAAUGGCUUUGUCUCAGCAGACGGGCAAUCUCUACUUUACCCCCAUGUCCUCCCAUACCAUUGGCUUUGUCCAGACCAACAUCCUUAAGAGAUCGAUGGGGGAAUCUUUGAAAGUGACGACUUAUGACAAUAUUCUGUAUACUCAAGAGAGCGCCAAAGCCAUGUCGAAGAGCGGAAUUCUUUUCUCCGGACGUGUCAGCGACACGUCGAUUGGUUGCUGGUACGAACGUAAACCAAGGACAAAAGAAUACGUUGGAACAGUUGCUAAAGAUCCUGUGACUCUGCAGUUCACCAGUGGCAUGAAAGUUAAACAGGGAUCCUGCGAGGAGCUUUAUGUACUGACGAAUAGACAUCAGAAGAUAGUAGGUGGAACCCUGAAUUAUAAUGAACCGAACUUUCGAAUACUGAAAGGAAGCGUAAAGAAGUUGGUACAGGGUACUGUUUGUGAGCCCUACAGGGAAAUUCCCGUGUUUCCUCCUAUUUGGCCGUGGCUAUUCGGUCCUGGACCUCGUGUACCAUUCUAAUAACUGAUGUGAAAUGACCAUUAAACCACGCUCGUAUUACCGCUUAUUAGAUUAUAUCAAUGGGUAAUUGUGGCACUUUCGAUAAAUACGCAGUGAAUUAAUAUACAUUUUCUCCAUUAAAUGUUACUACAAUUAUAUGUAUAUUCUAUAUAAUGUCAAA